GCACUGCGGACAAUAAAAAGGAAGCCAGCGGAGGUUGACGUUUUCGAGACAAACAAAUCGAUAUUCAAAAAGUUACUUAAAGGAGUAGAAAGUCUUUAUCACAAUUUUCUAUUUAUUUUUAUCGUAUAUUGCAUUGCAAAUUAUAUAUAGUUACAAAUUUACAAGUUAACAAUAUUAGCGAAAGGAAAACAAAUCCUAUACCAUGAAUAACAAAGCAAAUAAUGGAUAUCCGUACGAUGCUCAAUCAGCGGCAUAUCAGCAAUACGUGAAUAGCCAAUUACCAGCGCACGCACAACUGCCACCGUCGUACAAUUCAGUGGUGACCAGCAUGGCACCAGCAGGUUAUUCUCCCUAUCCCCCAGGAAUUGUCCAGCAGCCAUUUUACACAAAUAAUUGGAGCGUGAAUCCGUCCGCCCCGCAGGCUGCCACGAUGCCGUUCGCUGCUCACCAUCUUCCUCCGCCACCACCAUAUGCCGCUGCUGCCGCACAACAAGCUGCAGUUGCAGCCAUUCCCACCCAAACCGUACACCCGACUAUGUAUCAAUAUCCGAUCGCGACUCCACCUCAAGCACAACCACCGCAAGUGUAUCAGGCCCAAAUGUACCCGGUACAGGGUGCCAUGUACGACGCGGGUGCGCGUUUCGGAAAAACCGGUGGUGCGGCCACGAUUCCACCACCACCACCCGGAAUUGCACCAACCGCAGCACAGAUUGCCGCAAUGCAGGGCCAACAAGUUGUGAUGACGAAAAAGAAAAACAACUUCAUUCAAGGUGGUAACGGUGCAGGAUUUACGUUCUGGUAAUGAUCCGACAGGUAGCAUGCAUAAUACGUGAGUAUAUAUUUUACUGACUGCCCAGAGUAACCAAACCAAAAACCGAUGAUUUUCUGAUUUUCUGAUUUUCAAUUGCUUUACAUGGGUUUUCACAUUACUUUUCCUUAGAAUAAUUUAUAUUCAAUCGAAAAACAGUAUCGAUAUGUAUCUCUUUAAAGGCAACAUCGUUAAUAUGUUUUGACUAUCAUUAGUUGUCCGCUUCAUUAAUAUGUUUUUUUUACUGUUGUCGGUAUUUGAACUUAGACUGUAGGUGCUGAUGAGUUAAAACAGCAAUUGUAAAACAAAAGCAACACAUUAAAUUCCAGGAAAUGAAACCGUGGUGAACUGUAACGAAUUGCGUAUGUAAUACAAAUCUAACAACGCAGAAGCAUACUGCACCUAGGAAAAGUUAAUGAAUAAUUAUUAAUCAUAUAUUAAACAGUUGAAGCAAAGAAAUCCGCAGAAUGACUGUAGAAGUUCGCCAAUUAGAGUGCAGUGUUCAAUUGGAACAAAGGCGCCGCAAUAGUAAUUUAAUCAGGAUUGAAUAAUAUAAUAGCAAAAUAUUAUUCAUCAACAUCGCUAGGAUCAGCUGUUACAAAGCUCACCAAUAUACUUAUAUUAAACGAAUGAGUUAAUAAACCACAUACUAAUAGAGCCGUGAGAGGAGCGGAACAGUUUCCACUAUAUACAUACUAUAUAGUCAGCUAAGUAAAUUAAAAGCCUCAAAGUAAACUGACAAACGGAAAGGCACUAUUGCUAAUAACAUCAUACCCUUCACUAGUGGACGACAAACAAAUUUCACAGUUAAUGUUCCGUUUUCUUUUCAAAAUCUAACCUUGGUUGUUCGGAUAAACCGCGUAAUCUACAUGCGAAUCAAUAUUUCUCGUAAGGUUGAUAUACACAGUUAUGCCAUAAUGUAAUGCAAAGCCAGAACAAGUAUUCUCAAACCCUUUCCCUCUUACCGUAAAGUUCAAAUGUGUUGACAUUUGUUUCGUGCAUAAACUAUUGCUUCAUUCAAAAAACAAUGUAAUAUGCUCUGCGAUGUGCGUUUGUGAUAGGGUAUUAACAAGCUUCGAAACCGUUAACAUUUUUACUCAGUAUCAUUUAAAAACAUAAUGCAUGGUAGAACUAAAUAUGUUUAUGAACAUUUUCGCAUCUGCGCAUGCAAUACGUAUUUAGUUUGUACGUUUGUCCAGUUUUUAGCGUUUCUUUAAUUGAAGGUUCUGCGGAGAUGCAUAUUCACCGUUCAAAUAUUUGUCUACUGAAUCUUUCAGUAGGAUGCAGCUCACGUCAGUGUAAUCAAGAAAAAAGUUUUACACUUUUUUGUUUUUUGAUUAUAGGAAAUUUUGAAGAUAAUGAAAUCACUCAUCCAUGCUAUCAUUACAUAUUUGAAAGAAAAAAAUAAAUGUCGAUUAUGUUUUGUCUUCAUUUUCGAUGUGUUGUAAUCCAUACAGACAUCAAUUUAGGUGCAUCUGUAUUGAAACUUCUUAAUCUGCUGGCUUUUUUUGAACGUUAGUGUUCGUAAAAUAGUCAAAUAUGUUUAUUUUAAAUUUAUUCUUUGAGAAACCUUAAAGAAUUGUCAAUAUUCAUAUCAUUAUGUUCUACACUCGUAAUGAUCUUGUGCGGUGGAAAUCGAUUAUGCGGCAGUAGUUAAUAAUUUCCCAAAGUAAAGGAAUGAAUUGUUAUCUAAAAAUAAUUUCAAUUCAAUGUUUUUAAACUCAAAUAUCCAAUCUCCAAUUUGAAUUGUUCGGUAUAAAGCCAUAUAGCAUCACCGGCUGAAAAUGAGUUAGUAUAAUACAGUAUUACAUUAAUCGUACAUAAUUUUGCUUCCCAUUUUAAAUUUCUGACACCCAACGCAGUUUAAGUAAAUAUUAUGUAAUAAAGCCGCUAUCCAAAUUUCGAAGACAGUAAUAAUGUAUAGUUUUGAGAAAGGUAGUAGAUCAGUUUUCACAACAGAAGCGAUUAAUACCCUCACAAACGCAAGAUCUAUUGAACAUACCAACAUCUCGAAAAUGUGAAUUAAACUCCCAUUUUUUGAACGAUAAGUGCUCAGAAUUCUCCGCAGUAUGAAGAAAAGGGCGAAGGAUAGUGAUAGUGAUACAACACACGUGAUCAGAUUUAACUGAAAAGUUUAUUCCAAAAGUUUACAACGAGAAAGCGUAUCAGAAACUUAUUCUUUUGUUUUAUAUCGUUUUACACGUUUACACCUUCUUCGGUUUUAUUUCUGUUUCGUCGCUAUUGUAUUUGGGAAAACUAUCACAAAAAGAGAAACAAUAAAAAUCAAUUGAAUUGAGACAAAGACAA
This is a messenger RNA of Wyeomyia smithii (pitcher-plant mosquito), 3115 nucleotides long. RefSeq names its product DAZ-associated protein 2. The coding region runs from base 203 to 802 and encodes 199 amino acids. NCBI's taxonomy places the organism in Eukaryota, Metazoa, Arthropoda, Insecta, Diptera, Culicidae. The record is from RefSeq and is a predicted model, not a curated record. The transcript is spliced from 4 exons.